Glycine soja is the source of this 2201-nucleotide messenger RNA. Its product is annotated as cation/H(+) antiporter 15-like. Lineage: Eukaryota; Viridiplantae; Streptophyta; Magnoliopsida; Fabales; Fabaceae. Gene Ontology annotation, cellular component: membrane; endomembrane system. Bases 1 to 2055 code for a protein of 684 amino acids. The transcript is spliced from 2 exons. Gene Ontology annotation, biological process: proton transmembrane transport; regulation of pH. Gene Ontology annotation, molecular function: antiporter activity. The record is from RefSeq and is a predicted model, not a curated record.
AUGGGGAAGAAGAUUUGGGUCAUUGGAGUGUGUUCUUGUGUCUUGCCACUCCUAUUUACCAUAUGUGCUGCUUUGAUUCUACGACAAAUUUUGUCCCCGAAAACCGAACUCUACAAGUCCUUAUUUUUCAUUGCAGCAUUCUCAUCAACUGGCUCCUUUCAAGUCACCGCAAGUGUUUUGGAAGACUUCAAGCUCCUAAAUUCAGAGGUUGGUCGAUUGGCAAUCCCUUCAUCUAUGGUAAAUGGAUUAAUCUGUUCAGUGUGGCAGGGAAUUCUAGUCUCACAUCAACAAAGAACUAUAUCGAAAGAAAAAAAAAACUCUUCCAAAAUGUCGACCCUUUUGUUGAUUCUUAUGGUGAUUAUCAUUUUAUGUGUUUUUCGACCUAUCAUGUUAUGGAUGAUACGCAAGACACCCAAAGGGAAGCCAGUUAGAGAGUCCUUCAUAGUUUCCAUCUAUCUUAUGGUGUUAGUGUGUGCCUUAUUUGGUGAGUUGAUUGGGGAGCACUACAUAGUUGGGCCUAUGAUUUUGGGCUUAGCAGUGCCAGAAGGCCCACCACUUGGAUCAACAUUGGUAGAAAGGUUAGAUACCUUGACCUCAACAGUGCUUAUGCCAUUAUUCUUCUUCUCCAGUAGUGCCAGAUUCAAUUUCCAUCUAGUCGAUUUCUAUGGUUUGGCAAUUGUGCAACCAGUGGCCAUACUUGGUUUCUUUGGGAAGCUGCUAGGAGCCAUGUUACCCUCACUCUAUUGCAAGUUGCCACUCACCGAUGCUCUCAUCUUAGGUCUCAUCAUGAGUUCCCAAGGCCUCACUCAGUUGCUUCACUUGCAAAGUUUACAACUCUUUCAUAUUAUAGAUGAUCGAACAUACGCUCAAAUGUUGAUAGCUUUAAUAUGGUUGACAGCAGCUUCCAAUCCCGUAGUGAGAUUUCUGUAUGACCCAUCUAAAAGUUACUUGUCCUUAACUAGUAGGAAGACCAUUGAGCAUGCUCCUCCCAAUACCGUGCUUCCCUUGAUGGCAUGCAUACACUCGGAAGAAAACACCCUGCCUAUGAUGAAUUUUCUAGAAAUGUCAAACUCCACAAAUGAGAACCCCAUUUACUUCCAUGUUCUACACCUCCUUGAGCUAAAAGGCAGAACAAUCCCAGUUUUAAUAGAUCAUCAACCCAACAACAAGGAUACUUUGCAUUCUAAAGAUUCACAGAGCAUAAUAAAUGCCUUCAAAUCAUACGAGCAACAGAACAAGGGCAACGUGAUGGUGACACUCUACACAUCCAUUUCCCCUUAUGAGACAAUGCACAAUGAGAUAUGCAUGCAGGCCGCACAAAAAAGAGUGUGCAUGUUGAUUGUGCCAUUUCACAGGCAAUGGAGAGCAAAUCAGGCCAUGGAAUCAACAUUCGCCAUUAGAGCAUUGAACCGCCAUUUGCUCCGAACAGCACCAUGCUCCGUUGGAAUCCUAGUUGAGCGUGGAUACUUGACCGGGAACAACCCUUUAACUUCUGUGUCCUUCUAUAGUGUUGGAAUUGUGUUUAUAGAAGGGCCAGAUGACCGUGAAGCCUUGGCAUAUGCAAUGCGCAUGGCUGAUCACCCGAAUGUAAAGGUCACAGUGAUUCGGUUAAUGGAGCCUCGCAAGAAGAGUAGACAGUUGAUGAAUAGAGACCCUGAUGGUGACUUGAUUCACAAGUUUAAGGUUGACUACAUCCAAAUCAAACGCCAUGAUUACAGAGAGGAAGUUUUGAGAAAUAGUGUGGAAAUGGUCAAUAUCAUAAGGUCACUCGAAGGUUGCUAUGAUUUGAUUUUGGUGGGUAGGCGCCAUGAAAGCGAGUCUCCAUUGUAUAGUGGAUUAACAGACUGGAAUGAGUACCCGGAACUUGGUUUUUUAGCAGACAUGUUAGUGUCUUCGGAUUCAUCUUUUGAUGGGUCUGUGUUGGUGGUGCAGCAACAAAAUAGGUUAGGGGUUGUUCAUCAUGAUUUGCACAUAGACAGCUCCUUCAUUUCCAAGAACGAAACCGUAAUUGUUGCGGAUGUGGACCCUAAUACAAGGGUGUGGCCAGUAGUUUAACCAUUGAACAGAUCAGAAGAUCAGAAGUACUGUACUUAUAUAGUUUACACUUGUUUUGUCAAUGAACUUGUAAAUAUAGGCAUAUAUUUAAAAUUAAGGAAACAUAUUCCUUUUGUUAUUGAAUUUGCCUUGCUGUUGGAUAGCUU